Messenger RNA from Pygocentrus nattereri (red-bellied piranha), 1048 nucleotides. It is a transcript of the gene gadd45bb, whose product is annotated as growth arrest and DNA-damage-inducible, beta b. Lineage: Eukaryota; Metazoa; Chordata; Actinopteri; Characiformes; Serrasalmidae. Gene Ontology annotation, biological process: regulation of cell cycle. Gene Ontology annotation, cellular component: cytoplasm; nucleus. The record is from RefSeq and is a predicted model, not a curated record. The transcript has 4 exons. Bases 159 to 608 code for a protein of 149 amino acids.
CCACAGAUAUAAGGCAGAGGAUUUCAGAGGAGAACAGCACAAACACAGCAGACUCCAGCAGAGAUUACCGGACCACCCUGACCCAGACUGGACUGAGUACUGCCGUCUGGACUUUACUGACUCCACUUUACUCUGGACUUGUGAGGAUUAGAGGCGAAAUGACUCUGGAGGAGCUGGUGUCCUGCAGCACAGAUACAGAGAUGCAGAGUGUGUGUGAUUGUCUGGAGGAGCUGCUGAAGGCCGCUCGUGAUCAGGAGCGUCUGACGGUCGGCGUGUACGAGAGCGCCAAACUCAUGAAUGCUGACCCGGACAGCGUGGUGCUGUGUGUGUUGGUGUGUGAUGAGGAGGACGAGUGCGACGUUGCGCUGCAGAUUCACUUCACCUUGAUCAGGGCGUUCUGCUGUGAGGCCGGAGUGGACAUGCUGAGAGUGUCCGGCAUGAGGAGACUGGCAACAGUGCUGGGAGAACCAAGAGAGCGGGACCUGCACUGCAUCCUGGUCACGAGUCCUCAGGCUGAGCGCGAGGAGCUGGGAGCGGUGGGUCGGUACUGCAGCGAGAGCCGCACCAGGAAUCAGUGGCCGCCCUGCAUCACCCUGCACGAGCGCUGACCGGCUCCACACUGGACACCUUCACUGAGGAGAGCCGCAGAUAAACACACCGAAGAGCGACGUCGCUCUGUAGUUACGAUAGACGCCUGUGCAAAUUAGCACACCUCUCAGGACCCCCGGACUCCCAGCACGAUGAAUGUGGCUGACUGUAUAACUAUGGGAGGUUUGGGGCAGUGGGGGGCACAGUGGGGGUACAGAGGCCUGAGCUGUUCACCACGUUUCGGAGACCAAGCAGCGUGAGACUGAAACAGGAAACAGCCGGCUGAUAAAGUCCCGAGUGCACAGAAGUGGACUGGUCAGAUUUGUCCUCGUUAUUAUUGACUGCACUAUUUAUCACUGGACACACUGUAAUGGCGAUGCAGACACUAUGAUUUAUUUAUGAAUUGAUGCAGGUUUUUUCUUAAUAUAAAAAUAAAUGCAAAAGUACAGAUACAGCUUCA